UUCACUUCCCGCCCCGCCCCGCCCAGCUCGGAGCGAGCGGCGUUACUACUGACGUGUCUCUCCCUGCCUCGCUCUCUCUGCCUCCCUCUCCCCUCGGCUGAGCCGCACCGCUCGCGGGCUCGGCCGCGGCCCCCGUCGCCUCCCCGGAGCUCGAGCACCCGGCGCCGCCACCAUGGGCAUUAAGUUUCUGGAAGUCAUCAAGCCCUUCUGCGUCAUCCUCCCCGAGAUCCAGAAGCCCGAGAGGAAGAUCCAGUUUAAGGAAAAAGUGUUAUGGACUGCUAUCACACUCUUUAUCUUCUUAGUAUGUUGCCAGAUUCCCCUGUUUGGUAUCAUGUCAUCGGAUUCAGCCGAUCCUUUCUAUUGGAUGAGAGUGAUCUUGGCCUCAAACAGAGGCACACUGAUGGAGCUGGGAAUAUCUCCCAUCGUUACCUCUGGCCUCAUCAUGCAGCUUCUGGCUGGGGCGAAGAUAAUUGAAGUGGGUGACACCCCAAAAGACCGAGCUCUUUUCAACGGUGCCCAGAAGUUAUUCGGCAUGAUCAUUACUAUUGGCCAAUCCAUCGUGUAUGUGAUGACGGGAAUGUAUGGAGACCCCUCUGAAAUGGGUGCUGGAAUCUGCCUUCUGAUCACCAUUCAGCUCUUUGUUGCUGGAUUAAUUGUCCUGCUUUUGGAUGAGCUCCUGCAGAAAGGUUACGGUCUUGGUUCUGGUAUCUCUCUCUUCAUUGCUACCAACAUCUGUGAGACCAUUGUGUGGAAAGCAUUCAGUCCCACCACUGUCAACACUGGCCGAGGUAUGGAAUUUGAAGGUGCCAUCAUUGCAUUGUUCCAUCUGCUGGCUACACGAACAGAUAAAGUUCGGGCCCUUCGAGAAGCUUUCUAUCGUCAAAACCUCCCCAACCUCAUGAAUCUGAUUGCCACCAUCUUUGUGUUUGCAGUUGUUAUCUAUUUUCAGGGCUUCAGAGUUGACCUGCCUAUCAAAUCAGCACGUUACCGUGGUCAGUACAACACCUAUCCCAUCAAGCUUUUCUACACUUCCAACAUUCCCAUCAUCCUUCAGUCUGCUCUAGUAUCUAAUCUGUACGUCAUUUCCCAGAUGUUGUCUGCUCGCUUCAGUGGCAACUUAUUGGUUAGCCUAUUGGGGACCUGGUCUGAUACUUCUUCUGGGGGUCCAGCUCGUGCUUAUCCAGUUGGUGGCCUUUGCUAUUACUUAUCACCCCCAGAAUCCUUUGGUUCCGUGUUAGAAGACCCUGUACAUGCAGUUGUAUACAUAGUAUUCAUGCUGGGUUCAUGUGCAUUCUUUUCCAAAACAUGGAUUGAAGUCUCAGGCUCCUCAGCCAAAGACGUCGCAAAGCAGCUGAAGGAACAGCAGAUGGUGAUGAGGGGCCACAGGGAAACCUCCAUGGUCCAUGAACUAAAUAGAUACAUUCCCACAGCUGCUGCAUUUGGUGGACUGUGCAUUGGGGCCCUCUCAGUCUUGGCAGAUUUCCUCGGAGCUAUUGGAUCUGGAACAGGAAUCCUGCUUGCCGUCACCAUCAUUUACCAAUACUUUGAAAUCUUUGUCAAGGAACAGAGUGAAGUUGGCAGCAUGGGGGCUCUCUUGUUUUAAACUGUGUCUCUUCAUGGGCCUAGAAGAGGGAGUGGAUUCUUGAAUUGUCCAAGAAGAGAAAAGAAAUAACCAAAAUCUUGUUACAAGAGCUCUUAUUGAAGCAGAGUCACAUAUGCCAUGGUAUAAGAACUUUUGUUUGAUAUUCUUUCAUUCCAACUUUUUUGUAUCAUAUGUGCACUUUUUAAAGUGCUAGAAAAUGUCAAAAAAUCUUGUUUUUAAUCCUGGCAUUUUCUUUAUUUGACAUUCGUCCCCUAGCUUAAUUGAUGUAAAUGUUUACUAGUUUUCCAAAGUAUCAUCACUUUUUAAAAGAAUUUUCUUAUGCCUUGAGUUUGUGUCUUCUGAGCACUGACUGUUGCUGUCCUAGUCACAAUUUCUACCACCUAGUGGGAUCUAUGAAUCUGGUUAUAAGCACAAACAUCAUUAAAACUUAUCCAGUUCAUACUGGGAGUGGGUAGGAGGAAUAUGACUUUAAAUUCAUGUGGUUGAAGGAAGCAUUAUAUUGAAAUAUUAUCAGAGUGUCUCUCUUAAAUGACCUGAACAUUCAGUAAUACCUGGUGAAAGGCAUAAGACUGUUUCCAGAUAGAAUAUUUUUUUUUUCCUUUUAGAAGGAAUCUAAUCAGGGUAGCCUAGCUUUUCCAAGGGAAGAGAAGGAUAGCUUACCUAAGAUUAAAAAAUGUAAACAACAACUUUGGGAAGCCUGGUAAGUGGCUCGCUCUCUCUUUCUCUGUGGUUGUCAUCACCGUUGGCUACACUGAUUGAAGUACAGGGACUAAACAGAAACUGCAUGUCCUUGCUUCCUACAUUCUCAAUUACUUUUGAGAAAUCCAGAGUUCCUUUGCUUUAACAAGUUGAGCCUAGAUGGACUAAGCAGUAAGUUUCUCCCUCUCUGGAGAUACGUUGAAACCUGUUUUUUUUUUUUUUUCCUAGCAUAGCCUUCCUAGCUCAGAGCUGUGCCCAAGAACCCUCUCAGUGGCAUUUACAUAUCUUAUCCUGAUGCUUCCAAUUUAUAGUUCCAGUCAUCUCAUAUCAUUUUUCCCUGAGUCUUCCUACCUGUCCCUUUCACUGCCCCCCAUCCCAAAUAUUUCUAAAAAGGAAAUAUUGCAGCAAGUAAUUAGGCAUAGAAGGAAAGCCACCCAAUUUUCAUAGCCAGUUUCAUCAUACAUAAUUAUUUUUUAGGAAGAUUGAAACAUUACCCUACUUGUAUUUUUAGACCUUUUUUUAAAAAAAAAAAUUGUACAUAGGACCAAAUCCAAGCAGCGUGAAUGAAAAACCAGAAAACAGGGUUCAAUAAUAAACCAGUAUUGCCCAGUAUGGGAAAAGGGAUAAACUUAAAACAGGUAAUAAGAUCAGAAUUUUGAAAUCUACUUUUUUCAUAUAUUGCUCCAACAUUAUUUUUUAAGUCUUAAAAAUUGUGUCCAAAAUGUUUCCGUCCUCAGCAAAUGGACUGCAGGAAUUAAGACCGUUUCAAAGUUGGGGAUAUCUAAGGAAAGCCUGAGAGAUUAAUAAUGUAGGGGGCACAGGGAAAGUUUUGUCAGCAAAGUUCACUAGGGUCUAUCUAGUUUCUUGAACUAAGAAAUGAGGAAGACGUUGGAGUUUGAUAGCACCAGAGAUGAAAGAUUGCUUGGAAGGAAAAUCUGGAAGCAAGGGGGAACCCAGGACUAGGAUGUAGUGCUUGAACUGUUGUGCAUCCUGCACAAUGAGAGAACAAAGGAACAGUGGCCAUAUGUUGUCACGGACAGUGGUGCUUGCUGUACCUAAAAUGAAGUGGGCUUAGUGGAGUUUAGCCCAUAGAUUACAACUGGGAACUGCCACCUCAGGUGGAGUAUUUUAUACAUAGUACAGGAUGUUCCAAAAGUCUCUGUGCAGUUUAAGCUAUUAAAGUUUAACACAUUUAAUAUAAUAAAAGUUUUAAUAUAUUAAAAGUAUUAAAUUUUAAUAGCUUAAAACUGCUCAGAGACUUUGGGAACAUCCCGUAUUUCAACUAGCCCCAAGUCGGGUCUAGUCUCUACUAGAAAGAGCAAUAUUAAUGUUAACUCAUGUCUAAGAUCUUAGACUGUCUUUGCCAAAUCAUUUGGAUUUCAUUCUUGAUGGUGGUUGGGUGUUGAAUCAUUGAGAACCCACUGUAUUGUUACAGGCAUCAGAGCCAAAUAGUUUGGCUUCAGUGGCCUGAAGUGAGUGGGUAUCAUGGAAUUCUAGAACCAGAACAGACUUUCGCAAUUAUCUGUUCCAUUUUAGAGAAGAAAUUGAAGUUUGAAAAGGGGACCAGAUUUGCACAAGGUCUUAUUGAAAGUUAGCAGAUCCAGAACAAUAGUGCAAGUCUCCCGAAUUUUCUAGUCCGCAUUAGGCCCACUUAGGAACAGAGGAGGAUCUACGACACUGAUCCCUGCCCCUCCUCCACAGAUACUGAGCUUUGCUGACAGUGUCUUCUAUUGCUAGAGAUCUCGCCUCCUACUAGAUAUCUUUCUUUAUCCCUUUCUGUCUCUUCCUGCUCAGUCCCAUGCUACCCAGUAGAAAUUGACCACUGAGGGUACAGAUGUGGAAUUGACACCUGAACUCUCCUUCAAACCAAAUCACUGUUUGGGGGGUUUAUUCAGUUAAAAGCUACUCCUCCAUGUACACUUGUACACCACUGGUACUAUUAACCGUGUGUCCCUGCCAUUUGCAAAUGACAAAGCAUCUUUACCAUCUGUGAUUGCCAACUCUCCAAAUCUGUGAGGCUGGGGCCUUGUGUAACAGUCAGUAUGCAAACUGGGGCCAACACUCAGCCACCUUUGAAGGUUUAUUGAUUUGGUAAAUGAUGGCAUAGUGGAGGAAUGGAAACAAGCCAUGAAUAAAGAAAUGUUUUACAAUUCCA
This is a messenger RNA of Dromiciops gliroides (monito del monte), 4457 nucleotides long. RefSeq names its product SEC61 translocon subunit alpha 1 (gene SEC61A1). Lineage: Eukaryota; Metazoa; Chordata; Mammalia; Microbiotheria; Microbiotheriidae. The transcript is spliced from 12 exons. Gene Ontology annotation, molecular function: transmembrane protein transporter activity; signal sequence receptor activity; ribosome binding. The coding region runs from base 173 to 1603 and encodes 476 amino acids. The record is from RefSeq and is a predicted model, not a curated record. Gene Ontology annotation, cellular component: Sec61 translocon complex; membrane. Gene Ontology annotation, biological process: SRP-dependent cotranslational protein targeting to membrane, translocation; post-translational protein targeting to membrane, translocation.